Molecule: messenger RNA, 6043 nt
Organism: Pogoniulus pusillus (Red-fronted tinkerbird)
Lineage: Eukaryota; Metazoa; Chordata; Aves; Piciformes; Lybiidae
Gene: SMTN
Product: smoothelin
Exons: 20
Coding region: 82-3486 (1134 amino acids)
Biological process (GO): actin cytoskeleton organization
Cellular component (GO): microtubule organizing center; filamentous actin
Molecular function (GO): protein binding
Source: RefSeq, a predicted model, not a curated record
UGGUAGAACAGACUCUUGUCCCCUCUACUUACUGCUGGAGGGGCUGGCGUGGGCGGGAGGCUUGGUCCUUGUUCUGGUGGCAUGAGGGGGCAGGGUUGCAGGGAUCCAGCCCUUGGGGGCUACGCAGACCAUCGACAGGCAUUCGUGCCGCGUGUCCCCAUCUCCGCACCCCUCCUACGCCUGCAGGUCCUGGUGCCGCUGUGGCGGCCACGGCUGGGCCCAGCAGCCUGCUCCCGGGGGCGCUGUGCCCACUGCCUGCAGGGCCAGGCGGUGCCAGGCGGCGUGGGCCCCGCGGGACAGGCAGCCCCAUUGUCCGGUGCGUGGGCAGCCCGGCCGAGGCCGGCACCGGGGCCGAGCCGGGGAGCCGCAGCGGCCAGAGCCGGGGCUGAGCUCCUGUCCUGUCGCACCCAGCUGGAGGCAACGGUGGACCUGGCCGAGCGGCGCCAGAUCCGCUCGGCCAUCAGGGAGCUGCAGCGGCAGGAGCUGGAGUGGGACGAGGAGGCUCUGGCGUCCAAGCGCUUCCGCCCGGAGCGCGGCAGCCACCGGCAGGACGAUAAGGAGAACUGGCCGCGGUCCCGGCGCCUGGAGGAGGAGCAGCAGAUGGCUCUGGCUGCCCUGUCCCGGCAGCUCGAAGCCAUCACCGAUGUGGAGGAGCUGACGAAACUGCUGCGGGCGGCGGGCGAGUACGAGGAGCGCAAGCUGAUCCGAGCUGCCAUCCGCAAGCUGCGGGCCGAAGAGGUUGAAGCCGCAGCCUUGGCCGUGAACUCGCAGAGCAGGCGGAGGGACGGCAGCGACCCCCCCGCCGCGCCCGGGGGUGGCAAAGGCAGCCGGAGCGGCGAUGCUGAAACGCCAGGGAGUGGGGAGAGCGGCCAGAGGGGCCACCCCGAGCUGCCAGCCCUGGCUGGGAGUGGGGAGAGCCGUGGUGAGGGCAGUGCCAAGCCCCCGGCCGCAGGCAGGAGCGAGGAGAGCGGCCGGCAGGACGAUGCGGAGCAGCCAGCGCUGGCCAGCCGUGAGGACAGCGGCUGUGGGGGUGCUGCCCAGCAGCCUCCUGCCCAGCAGCCUCCUGCCCAGCAGCCCGAAGGCUCAGUGGCCCACGAGCGAGGUGUGAUGGUGGAGCAGGAGCAUGUCCCAGCUGGGAUGCAGGAGCUCUGCAGACAGCCCACGGGAGACCCUCAGAAACCCAGUACCCAGGCCAUGGUCUCGGGGACCCUCGUGGUGCUGGAGCUGCAGCCAGCCCCAGAGCUUGCUCCAGAGCCUGAAGAUGAUGGCAGGGAGCUGGAGCAGGACAAGUCAUGCUCCCCAGACACCCUCCAGCCCAAAGGGCAGCACCAGACAGCCUGGAAGGAGGAAGACAACCUGGGCAGCCCUGCCAGUGCCCGGGAGCCCGCUGAGGGGCAAAGCCACCAGGUCGAGCAGCUGCCCCUGGGUCAGCCUGGUGCUGGUAGCCAGAGCAGCCAGCUCAGCGUCAGGGUGUGCAGCCAGGUGGUGGGGCCGGCCGGGAGGCGUGGGGAGCUGCCCGUGGUGUCAGUGUUCACCCAGGAGGUAGCAGGGACCCCAACUCACCUCAGUACUCACCGCUGGCAGCAAGUGUCCUCCUCCUCCUCCUCCUCCCCGCGCCCAGCUGGCCACACCGAGCCCAGCGCGGGCGCAGCGCUGCCGCGGGCCGCCUCGGUGCGGGAGCGCGCCCAGCGCUUUACCCCGGCGGGCCCGGGGCCGGCGCUCGGCGCCGCGACGGCAGCGGGCGGCCCGGCGGGGGCGGGCGGCUCGGGGGGGCGGGCCGGGCCCGGCCAAUGGCAGCGGGAGACCCGCACGGCCCCGCCGGGCCCCGCUCAAAACGCGCGGGGCGGCGGCGGCGGAGGCGCAGAGCAGCGCCCGGCCCCGGUCCGCGCCGGCCCCCGCCCCGCUCCUAGCCCCGGCCCCAGUCUCGACGGCAUGAAGACCUUCUUCACCAUCGAGAUCAAGGAUGGGCGCGUCCAGCCUCUCACGCCCCGCAUCGUGGCCGCCCCCGGCCAGCGGGCAGAGCUGACCCUGGGGCUGCGGAACGCUCCCAUCCGCAUCACCACGGUCCCCAGCGGUGCCCCCUCUGUCUGCAGCAUCGGCAGCAUCAGCAGCAAUGUCACCAAGGACCCUUGCGCCCACUUUGAGGGCACGGAGGAGCCCAGCGGCCCCACGGCCCACCCGCCCGCCUUCUCCAGCACACGCCAGCAGUCGACCCUGCAGCUCUCCCGGAGCAACAGUGGAGUGAGUGCAGGCAGCCCUGCCCCGUGGCAGCACCCGGAGGCGGGGGGGCAGGAGGGUGGCACUGCCCCGCAGGGCUCCCAGCGACCCCAAGGAUGUCAGGAGCCAAGACAAAGACCCUGGCACGAGAUGGAGCCGGAGGUGGUGGAGCAGCAGCAGGUGCCAAGGCUAGAGUCAGAGAUGCCCAAUGGUAUGGAGAAGGUCCAGGUGAAGGAGCUGGAGAGAAGGAACAAGCUGAACGUUGAGGAGCUGAGCAGGAUUGAGGAUGAAGAUGUUCUGGAUAAGAUGCUGGAUCAGACGACAGACUUUGAGGAGCGGCGACUGAUCCGAAACGCCAUGCGGGAGCUGCGCCAGCGCAAGCGAGACCAGCGGGAGAAGGAGCGGGACCAGCGGCUGCAAGGGAUGCGGAGCCAGGCCGUGGCAGGGAGGAGCGGCAAUGCCACCGAGACCACCACCACGCAGAGCUCCCAGUCAGCCGACGGCUCGGCGCGCAGCACCGUCACCAAGACCGAGCGCCUCGUCCAGUCCAGUGAUGGCACCAAGACCUCCCGUACCACAACCAUGGAGUCGAGUUACGUGAAGAGAUCGGACACUGGCAACAGCACCUUCGUUCAAACCAAAUCAUCCUACAGCUCCUCUUCCAAGAAGACAGGCAGCAUCUUUGACCGUGAAGACGAGAGUGCCUCCAGGCAGAGCAGCUUGGCCGCGCUGGAGCGGCGCCAGGCUGAGAAGAAGAAGGAGCUGAUGAAAGCUCAGAGCCUCCCCAAGACCUCAGCCUCACAGGCUCGCAAGGCCAUGAUGGAGAAGCUGCAGAAGGAAGGUGGAAGCUCUCCCGCCCCCACGGCAGCGCGCAGCGCCGUGCAGCGCUCCGCCAGCUGCGGCGUGCCCAACGCCAACAGCAUCAAGCAGAUGCUGCUGGACUGGUGCAGAGCCAAGACCCGGGGCUACGAGCACGUGGACAUCCAGAACUUCUCGUCCAGCUGGAGUGAUGGCAUGGCCUUCUGCGCCCUGGUCCACAACUUCUUCCCCGACGCCUUCGACUACAGCCAGCUGUCGCCCCAGAACCGCCGCCACAACUUCGAGGUGGCCUUCUCCUCCGCAGAGAAGCACGCAGACUGUCCGCAGUUGCUGGACGUGGAGGACAUGGUCCGGAUGCGCGAGCCGGAUUGGAAGUGUGUGUACACAUACAUUCAGGAGUUCUAUCGCUGCCUGGUCCAGAAGGGGCUGGUAAAAACCAAAAAGUCGUAGCCCAUUUUCACCCCCCCGGGAGCGAUGGUGAGAACCUUCCCUUCCAAAUAUCUGCCCGUGCCCCACCGCCGUCGCUUGGCCGGGGAGCAGCCGCCACGGCUAGGGAAGAGGCUGGGGGAUGCCGGAGGGCGACGCUGGCAGCGGCAGCUGGCGGGGCCGAGCUGCGGCCGGGACAGGGAUGGGGGCAGCCGACUGCCCUCUGGACUGACAGAACAGCACCCGUGGGGGCUUGGGGAGGGGGAGGCAGUGUCGGCCCGGGGGGCUGUUGGCUCUCCCCAGCAGGGAGGGCAGCGGCAGGAGCGGAGCCGCCGUUGCUCUUCCUCCCCCACCUCUCCGCUCGCCGAGCUGGAUCCCGAGGAUUAGCUGCUGGGGCCCCGCUCUGGGUUGCAGCAGCCUCAGCCUGAGCGGUGCUGGUGGGUGCAGGUGAACCCCCUGGCAUGCCCCAGCGCUGCUGCUUGCACUUGCGCCGCCUUCACACCGCCCCCCCGGGGUGUGCGGGAGCCGCUGACCCUGGCUGGGGGAAGGCUGCAGCCCCUGCCGUGGAGCCAGGCGUGGGCAUGGGCCCUGCCCAGGAGGUGCUGCUUGCUCAUAUAUGGGCAAGAGUGGGGAGCCUGGAAAGUGUGACUCAAGGCUUGGGUCCUGCCUCGUCUUGCAGUGUUUGUGCCUGUCUUCAGGGGCAUCCCAGCUGGCGCUGGAGCCGCUGCUCCCCCGGGCUCCAGGCAGCAGCAGCACACCGGGGCCCAAACAAUGGCUUUAUAAGGGCAGAGUUGCUCUCGUGCUGCUAUUGCUUUGCCAUCACACCCCCCCCCCCGAGCAGAGGUAGUGGGGAAGAGCCUUUGGAGCUCAGGCAGGGACCUUCCGAAGGCCCUCAGCAUGGCCCAGCCCCCACCACAGGGCAGCUCAAUCUCGAGGUGCAUCUGGGCUUGGAGCCUAUCGGCUGCAGCACAGCAGAAGCUUCAUAGGAGAGCUGGGCUGCGGCUAGCAGCAGGGUGCCAGCAGCCCUCUGGAGCCGGGGAGGCUCUCCUUGGCCCUGGUGGCUGGCACCAGCUGGUGGUCCCUUCCCACUUGCACUGCCUGCUCUGGGCUGUAUGCUGGGGGGACUGAGGUGUGCAGCAGGGUUACUGCAGCCUGGGGAGCUGGGAGAGGGCUCAGGGGAGUGUUGUGGGGGUGGGUUGCAGCUUGAGCUUCAGAUCUCCUUUGUGCUCAGAGCUGUCCAGUGCACCUUGUCACUGGGGCAGAACCCCUGCCUGAGGGUGAUCCCAGUGCCAGAGCAACUGGGCCAGCCACGCAGUCAGUGGGGACUGCCCGUUUACACCAAGCAGCCCUCCUGUGCCCGGGCACUCAUGGUUAUACUGGGCAUUACCAACAGCAGCAGCCUGGGGUACUGUCUGUCCCCUGGUGAGUGCUGGCAUUUGCCACACUGCCUGGCAAGGAUGCAGGGACCUGGGCAGGGCUGGAGGAUAACUUCUGCAUCCUCUCACAGCCCCUGGCAAAAAGGAGAGAGGAUGAAGGUGACCUCUUCUCCUCCUCCAUGUCCUGCUUGCUGUUGCAGUGCCUACACUCCAGCCUCUUCAAGCUGGGCUCUCCCAUGGCUGCCCAAGUGCCCUCAGCUGGGGAAGCUCCCAGCACCCAGGGAGCUUUCUGAGUGGUGCAGGCAGAGUCGUGUGGCAGAGGCUGUGAAGAUGGUGGGGUGGGAGUGAUGUAGCCAUGGUUGCUCUGUCAGUGUCCCCCAACCUGCUGGAACACAACCCUGCACAGACCCCAGCUCUGCACCAAGGCCCAGACUGGGAAGUCAUGGGCACAGGCUGAGCUAGUUGAAGAUAGGCAGUGCCCACCCCACCAGUGGUGUUGUGCCUGAGGCAGGCAGCUCCCCUGGGCUCCAAGCCAGGCCAGGAGUAGGAGUUAGGCUGGCAGAGCUUACAGGAGGCAGGAGAACGGGGCUGGAGCCUGCAGCAGAAGUGAGGGGCAGUGUGUGAUGAGGACCCCCACCACACACCCUUCCCUGGACCAGCUGGUGCCGGGGGGCACAGCACAGACACAGGUGGGUAGGCAGGUUUGUCUUUCCCUACAGUGCGCCGGCAUCAGCUGGAGGAAGGGGGCGGGCACAGCCUGAGCAGGGGGCGGCUGCCAGCACCAAAAGCUGGGGCAGAGAGCACCACCGUGGCAGGGGCUGCAGGCAGGCAGCCCCAUCACAGGCAUCUUGUGCUCUUCCCAGCGCCAGGAGUGGCAGGACUGUGGGAUACCGUGGGGCAGGCAGAAGCUGAGCGGUGCUGCGGGCACUGGUGCCCAACCAGCAGGCCCUGGGCACGUAUGGGUCCCCCUGUCUCAGCCCCUGUGGUGGGGCAGCUCACCCAGGGCCGUGCUGAGGGCUGCAUCUCUGCAGGACGCUGGUGGACUGCGUGCCCCUGGUGGAGGUGGAAGACAUGAUGAUCAUGGGCAAGAAGCCAGAUGCCAAGUGUGUCUUCACCUACGUGCAGUCCCUCUACAACCACCUGCGUCGCCACGAGUUGCGCAUGAGGCAGAAGGAGUGCUAGAGCCUGCUGUGCCCACCGCUGCC